CAUGUGGUCUUCAAACACUGCCGAAGACUUGAGAUUUCAGCAGGCGUUGCUAACGUCACUCCGGACGGGCGAAAUAAUGCCGUUACUAAAGGAAGAACUAAAAUAUUGUAUCCAGAGUAGACGUUUAUCUGAAGGCAAGACCGAACUUGUUUUAGAGACUGAAGAAAACCACAACACUCAGGAACUAAGAACAGAAGAGCUUGAGAAAAUUGACAGACGCAAAGAGCAGAAUAGAAGGGCAUCUGCAAAGUUUAGGAACAGGAAGAAAUCUGAACUGGAUGAUUUGACGAAGACAUGUGAAGUAUUGCAACGAAAGAAUGCCGAGCUGCAGGAUAUAGUGGCCAAGUUGGAAGCUGAACGCGACACCCUCUAUGCUGAAGUAGUGAGGAUCUUAAUGGGUCCAGCAUGUGUGUUGGUACAGUAAGCAGAUGAGGGUUUGCUGUGUAAUGGUUGUGGAUUCAUUCAAUAGAGAUAAGUUCGGGGUUAAUUGGGUUUAAUGCAUGUGCGUAAAGUGUCCUCCAAAAUUAGCCUGUGCAAUCCGCUUGCAUUAUUUUUUCGUUACAAGGGUGUAUCUUCUAAACAAUUAUCGAUGGCAGGAAGAAACUGUAAACCCUGAUAAGCCCAUGUCGACUGCACAGGCUUAUCUAAGAUGACACUUCAUGUGCAUGCAUUAAGCCCAGUUUUCCCAGAAUGCGGCUCCAAGUGUGAGUGUUUGACAAAACUUAGCUCAGUAUGAUCAUAAAAUGACAUUUAUUUGUUUCAUUGUCAUUAUCCUGGGUAUACAACGAACACUUAGUUUGUUAAAAGCGAAAGCUUAUACUUCAUUCACUAUAAACUGAAGGAUGAACUCAGUGAAACUGCUACUAAAUCUGUGUUCAAUAGAUGCGGAAUAAUGUUUGAUUGUGCUUUUGAAAGUAAUGGA
Dreissena polymorpha is the source of this 922-nucleotide messenger RNA. RefSeq names its product cyclic AMP-dependent transcription factor ATF-3-like. The transcript is spliced from 3 exons. Gene Ontology annotation, biological process: regulation of DNA-templated transcription. Gene Ontology annotation, molecular function: DNA-binding transcription factor activity. The record is from RefSeq and is a predicted model, not a curated record. The coding region runs from base 2 to 424 and encodes 140 amino acids. NCBI's taxonomy places the organism in Eukaryota, Metazoa, Mollusca, Bivalvia, Myida, Dreissenidae.